AUCCACGAGACGCAGAGGCUGGCCAACAUCGCACCCAUAGCCGUCCCUCACCGGACCAGCCAGGAUGUCACCUUCCGAGGAUACUUUAUCAAGAAGAACACCACCGUCUACGUCCUCCUGACGUCCGUCCUCCAUGACGAGAGCGAGUGGGAAAAGCCGUAUUCCUUCCACCCCGACCACUUUCUGGAUAAGGAUGGGAAGCUUGUCAAGAACGAUGCCUUUAUGCCUUUCUCUGCAGGUCGCAGGGCUUGUCUGGGAGAGAGCCUGGCCCGCAUGGAGCUCUUCAUCUUCUUCGUCACACUGCUUCAGCAUUUCCGCUUCCGACCUCCCCCAGGGGUGUCCGAGGACAGCCUAGACUUGACUCCCCGCGUGGGCUUCACGCUCAGUCCGACCGCGCACAAGCUCAGAGCGCUGGAUUGCAUGUGAGCGCCACAGUUUCACCUGAAAAAGAUGAUUUGAUUUCCAAAGUGAAGUUAUGAAAAGCAGAAAUGUUAUGCUAAGCUAAGCUAAGUUAAAUGCUAACACAUAAUCGGAAAUGCCACAGGCUAAAGAAUAGCAUCCAUGUGACAGCUUUAUAUUUAUACACAAUCAGUGCAGCAACACAUGGAGACAGACGAUAUCAAUCCGCUCAGGCAUAUUUGUAUCCUCUGCCAAAAACAACUCAUGACUGCGUUACAAUAAACUCAUCAUUUGUCUGCAAUAUUGUAUUAUACCAGGGGUGUCAAACUCCCUUUUGUCGCGGGCCACUUUGGAAUCACGUCUCACCCCGGGAGGGCCGUUACGACAGUGAAAAUGUUUAAUCAUCGCAUCGUAUACUUGUACACACGCAAAAAAUAAAAAAUAAACUGGCUCACUAGA
Hippocampus comes (tiger tail seahorse) is the source of this 858-nucleotide messenger RNA. RefSeq names its product cytochrome P450 2K1-like. The record is from RefSeq and is a predicted model, not a curated record. The transcript has 3 exons. Gene Ontology annotation, molecular function: iron ion binding; oxidoreductase activity, acting on paired donors, with incorporation or reduction of molecular oxygen, reduced flavin or flavoprotein as one donor, and incorporation of one atom of oxygen; heme binding. Gene Ontology annotation, biological process: xenobiotic metabolic process. Gene Ontology annotation, cellular component: intracellular membrane-bounded organelle; cytoplasm. Lineage: Eukaryota; Metazoa; Chordata; Actinopteri; Syngnathiformes; Syngnathidae. The annotation marks the transcript as partial.